GAUGGAUGAUCCCCCAGAGGGAGGGGGCGCUGUGGGUAUUACUCAGACAGGCGGUGCAUUAUCUGCUGUGUCCAUGAAGAAUGAGGAGCCCCUGACUGAGGGACAGCAGGGUUUCAGCACCUACUGUACACAACCAGAGAAGUUCAGGCCAGUGUCUCCAGUGCCCAGCUGUGUGUCCAUGAAGAGUAACUGGUCCAUGAGGGCGCCACCAACCUUCAGCAGUGGACCUCUACAGUCUGAUCCAUUACUACAGAAGACUACUCUGAGGUCAUUGUCUCCAGUACCUAGCUGUGUAUCCAUGAAGAGUAAUUGUUCCAUGAGAGAGCCCCCAACCUUCAGCAGUGGACCUCCACAGUCUGACUCAAAACCAGAGAUGCCCAGUCCAGUGUCUCCAGUGCCCAGCUGUGUGUCUGUGAGGGAACCCCCAACCAUCAGCAGUGGACCUCCACAGUCUGACUCAAAUAUGUUCAGGAACAUUCUAAACAACAGUCAAUCCAGGUGUGGUCUAUGUGAGCAGCUACUGAGUUCCCCAGUCAUCACCACCUGUGGACACAGUUUCUGCAGGCAGUGCAUCAGCAACUACUGGGCCCAGUCUGGUCCAUCAGGAGACUACAGCUGCCCCCAGUGCACACAGAGAUGCAGAACACAACCUGUUAUCAACCCUGACACAACCAUGGCACAACCCCUCCUGCAUUCACAUGGACCUAUAGCACAAACUCUUCCAUACACAAGCAUUGUGCAACCCAAUGUAUACCCCUCUGCGUAUAUUGCGCCUCGUAACCUAUACCUCUCUCAAGCCGCUGUACAAUCUACUGUAAACCCAUCUGCAACCAUGGUACAGCCUACUGUAAAUCCUAAUGCAAUCAUAAUGCAACCUUCUGCACACAUUUAUGCAUCCAAGGCACAACAUGCGCUAUACCAUUCUGCAACCGUGACACAACCCACUGCAAACCCAUCUGCAACCAUGCAAGAUCCCUACCUUUACCACCACAAUAAAAUGCUGGAUCUCCAUCUCUCCAGACCUCCAUCAUUGCCCCACGUGUCUCCAUACCAACAUACAUACCUGCAGCAGCAUCCUCUGUACUCAGAGAUGGGACAGGAUCGUCUAAAUCCACAUAUGCCUAUGGCACAGUCCUCUCCACAGCCUCCUGAAGUCAUUGCACAAUGUCCUCUAUAUCCACACUCGGAGAUGGGGGAGGGUCCUCUACAUCCUCACAAGCGUGCAGCACAGCCUUGUCCACAGCCUCCUUUAGUUCAGCACACAGCAGCCAGCAACCACGUCCUGACUGAUCAUGCUCCAGCUAAAAGGGCAAGACUAGCAGGCAACUGUGACCUCAAUAUUGUACUGAUGAGCCAUAAAGCCAAAAUGAAGAAGCGGUUUGAGAGUAUAUCUGAAGGCAUCAUAAGGCAGGGGACCCAAACACUACUGAACAAGAUCUACACAGAGCUCUACAUUACUGAAGGAGAGAGUGAAGACGUGAAUAACGAACAUGAAGUUUGGCAGGUAGAAGCAGCAUCCCGACCACAAACUACAGAUGACACAGCCAUCAACUGCAAUGACAUCUUCAAGCCAUUACCUGGACAGGAGGGACACAUAAGAACUGUCAUGACAAAGGGGAUAGCUGGCAUCGGAAAAACAGUCUCAGUGCAGAAGUUCAUCCUUGACUGGGCAGAGGAGAACGCUAAUCAGGAUGUGGAUUUCAUGUUUGUGCUUCCAUUUCGUGAGCUGAAUUUAGUCAAAGAUGCCCAAUGCAGUCUUCACAGGCUCCUGCUUGACUUCCACCCUGAGCUUAGUGUGUUGGACAAUAGUGAAUACAAAGAUUGCAACAUCAUAUUCAUCUUUGAUGGUCUGGAUGAGAGUCGACUUCAACUGGAUUUUCAAAAGAAUGACAAGGUUUCAGAUGUAACACAGUUGUCACCUGUGAAUGUGCUGAUGACGAGCCUCAUUCAAGGAGCCCUGCUUCCCUCGGCUCGAAUCUGGAUAACCUCCAGACCAGCUGCAGCCAAUCAGGUCCCUUCCCAGUGUGUGGACCUGGUGACAGAAGUACGCGGGUUCAGUGACCCACAGAAGGAAGAAUACUUCAGGAAGAGGAUCAAUGACCACAGUCUAGCCGACAGACUUAUCACACACAUUAAAGCAUCCAGAAGCCUCUUCAUUAUGUGCCACAUGCCAGUCUUCUGUUGGAUUGCUGCCAGUGUCCUUCAACAGAUACUGGACGAAGAAGAUGGGAGGGAAGCUCCUAAAACUCUGACAGAGAUGUUCAUCCACUUCUUGCUCAUCCAGACCACCAGGAAGAACCAGAAGUAUCAAGAGGAAACUGAAGCAGAUAGACAGAGGCUUCUUGAGUCCCACAAGAGUGUCAUUCUGAAACUGGCAGAGCUGGCCUUCACACACCUGGAGAAUGGCAAUCUCAUGUUCUAUGAAGACGACCUGAGCAAGUGUGGCAUUGAUGUCAGUGAAGCAUCAGUGUACUCUGGAAUGUGCACUGAGAUCUUCAAGGAGGAAUGUGUGUUUGAACACCAGAAGGUCUACUGCUUUGUCCAUUUGAGCAUCCAAGAGUUUCUGGCUGCUCUGCAUGUGUUCUCAUCUUACUUAAAUAAGAAUGUGGAGGUCUUGGGACAGUUUGUGAAAAGAAAUACCAGCAUAACAGCAUUGCCACUUGAUGAGCUGUUGAAGAGUGCAGUGAACAAAGCUUUGGAAAGCAAGAAUGGACAUCUUGAUUUGUUUGUUCGUUUCCUUCAUGGCAUUUCCCUCACGUCAAAUCAUGGACUCAUGCUUGGCCUCCUGACACACACCCACAGCAGCUCGGAGAGUGUGGCAAAAACAAUCAAGAACCUGAAGGUGAUGCAGAGACAAAACAUCUCCCCCGAAAGAUGCAUCAAUCUAUUCCACUGCCUGGUUGAAAUGCAUGACUCGUCUGUCCAUGAUGAAAUACAGGCUUACCUCAAGGCAGAGAAGGGAUCAGUCAAACAGCUUUCACUGGCCCACUGCUCUGCCUUGGCUCAUAUGCUUCUUAUGUCUGAUGAGGUGCUGGAUGAGUUUGAUCUGAAGAAAUACAAGACCACUGAUGAAGGUCGCAGGAGACUGGUCCCAGUUGUACGAUGCUGCAGAAAAGCAAUACUUUCUGGCUGGAAGCUAACAAAGACAUCCUGUGAGACUGUGGCCUCAACUCUGCAGUCUCCAAACUCCCCCUUAAGAGAGCUGGACCUGGGUCUGGCUGACCUGCAGAAUUCAUUACAGACGUUACUGUCUGCUCUUCAGAGUCCACACUGUAAACUGGAGACAUUGAGACUGUCUGGUUGUCAGCUCACUGAUAAAUCCUGUGAGGUUGUGGCCAAUGCUCUACAAUCAGCAAACACCCUGCUGGAGAUGGAUCUGAGUAACAAUGCCUUGGGAGAUUCUGGAGUUGAAUUCAUCUGUAAGGGACUGUCUAGUCCUCACUGUAAGCUGCAGACAUUAAGGCUCAACCGGUGUGACCUCUCCAAAGCCAGCUGUGACAUGAUGGCAUCAGUGCUGCAGUGGCCAUCUUCCCCUCUGCGAGAACUGGACAUGAGUGACAACGACCUGCAGGACGGAGGAGUGGAGCUGCUCUGUGUGGGACUGAGACAUCCACAAUGCAAACUAGAGACACUCAGGCUCAACCGGUGUGACCUCUCCAAAGCCAGCUGUGACAUGAUGGCAUCAGUGCUGCAGUGGCCAUCUUCCCCUCUGCGAGAACUGGACAUGAGUGACAACGACCUGCAGGACGGAGGAGUGGAGCUGCUCUGUGUGGGACUGAGACAUCCACAAUGCAAACUAGAGACACUCAGGCUCAACCGGUGUGACCUCUCCAAAGCCAGCUGUGACAUGAUGGCAUCAGUGCUGCAGUGGCCAUCUUCCCCUCUGCGAGAACUGGACAUGAGUGACAACGACCUGCAGGACGGAGGAGUGGAGCUGCUCUGUGUGGGACUGAGACAUCCACAAUGCAAACUAGAGACACUCAGAUUGUCUGUUUGUCAGAUCUCAUCCAAGGGUUGUUCUUUCCUGGCGUCUGCCCUCAAAUCAAACCCCUCCUACCUAAAGGAGCUUGAUCUUACCUACAAUCACCCAGGAAACUCAGGUGUCAGGGAACUCACAGACAGACUGAAUGAACCCAACUGUAAACUAGAGACUCUCAGGUUUGAUCAUGGAGGAGAAUAUAGAAUGAAACCAGGACCCAGAAAAUAUGCCUGUGAGCUGACACUGGACCCCAACACAGCAAACAGCUGCCUCUCUCUCUCUGAGGGGAACAGGAAGGUGACACAAGGGCAGCAGCAGCCGUAUCCUGACCACCCUGACAGAUUUGACCGCUGGUACCAGGUGCUGUGUAGAGAGGGUCUGACUGGACACUGCUACUGGGAGGCUGAGUGGAGUGAUGGUGUGGCUGAUAUAGCAGUGGCAUAUAAAAGUAUCCAGAGGAAAGGAGCGGGGGGUGAGAGCGGGUUUGGAUUGAAUGACAAGUCCUGGAGACUGAAGUGCAGUAGUAACAGUUACACUGUCUUUCACAAUAAUAAGAGUACUGAAAUACCCGCCCCCUCCCCCCACUCCAGCAGAGUAGGAGUGUACCUGGACUGGCCAGCAGGCACUCUGUCCUUCUACAGCGUCUCCUCUGACACACUCACCCACCUGCACACGUUCCACUCCACAUUCACUCAGCCCCUCUAUCCUGGGUUUUAUGUUACUUAUGGCUCCUCAGUGUCCCUGUGCCAGAUCACAUGAGCUCC
Molecule: messenger RNA, 4743 nt
Organism: Engraulis encrasicolus (European anchovy)
Lineage: Eukaryota; Metazoa; Chordata; Actinopteri; Clupeiformes; Engraulidae
Product: NACHT, LRR and PYD domains-containing protein 12-like
Exons: 14
Coding region: 2-4738 (1578 amino acids)
Biological process (GO): intracellular signal transduction
Molecular function (GO): protein binding
Source: RefSeq, a predicted model, not a curated record